GGGGAGGCUUUACAGACACUCACACUCUCUGCAUGGGAGGAGAGAGCUGGUGGGUUAGAGGACCAGGAUAUCAGCUCAACCUCUAUCCUUUUCCCACUGUCAUCAUCUCGUGGUGAUUUGUGCUUUGGCAUAAAAACAAAAGUCACCUUGUGAGGUGGGGGCUUAUUUCGUUGGAUGACUGGCAUCUUUGCCAAUGAGACAAGCAUUCUGUGAGGAUUUCUGAAAGUGAUUUAAAAGCUAGUUUUCUUCGUGUGAGAGCGGUGAGAGGGCAGCCAUGGCUCAUGCCGCGGCUCACAUUAAGAAGGCCAGGUCCGAGAUGGAUCCACCUCCGGACCUCAAGGCUCUGGAGAAAGCUAAAGAAAGGAGGAGGCGUUCCCGGGAACGGGCUGAACGCAAGCGCAAGUCGGACAGUAAUACCAGUUUCCUGCGAGCAGCGAGAGCAGGAAACAUCGACAAGGUUUUGGAAUAUCUGAAAGGGGGAGUGGACAUCAGCACCUGCAAUCAGAAUGGUCUUAAUGCACUGCACCUGGCAGCCAAGGAGGGCCAUGUGGAUCUGGUCCAGGAGCUGUUGGAGAGAGGAGCCGCAGUGGAUUCAGCCACAAAGAAAGGAAACACAGCACUUCACAUAUCCUCGCUAGCUGGUCAGGCUGAAGUAGUGAAGAUCCUGGUUAAACGUGGAGCUGACAUCAAUUCCCAGUCUCAGAAUGGAUUCACUCCUCUGUACAUGGCCGCCCAGGAGAACCACAUGGAUGUGGUGCGAUAUCUGCUUGAGAAUGGAGGCAACCAGAGCACUGCUACUGAGGAUGGCUUCACCCCUCUGGCCAUCGCCCUCCAGCAGGGCCACAACCAGGUGGUUUCUGUCCUACUGGAGAACGAUACUAAAGGCAAGGUCCGCCUGCCUGCCUUGCACAUUGCUGCCCGUAAGGACGACACCAAGUCAGCCGCCCUGCUCCUGCAGAAUGACCACAAUGCUGAUGUCCAGUCGAAGAUGAUGGUCAAUAGGACUACUGAGAAUGGCAAGAGUGGAUUCACCCCCCUGCAUAUCGCUGCCCACUAUGGCAACGUCAAUGUGGCCACACUCCUGCUGAACCGAGGGGCAGCAGUCGACUUCACAGCAAGGAAUGGGAUUACUCCUCUUCAUGUGGCGUCCAAGCGUGGCAACACUAACAUGGUUGGCCUGUUACUGGACCGUGGCUCUCAGAUUGAUGCUAAAACAAGGGAUGGUCUGACUCCCCUACACUGUGCUGCCCGGAGUGGACAUGAUACAGCUGUGGAGAUCCUGCUGGAGAGAGGUGCACCCUUGCUGGCCAGGACCAAGAAUGGGCUGUCUCCUCUUCACAUGGCGGCACAAGGCGACCACGUCGAAUGUGUCAAACACCUUCUGCAGCACAAGGCUCCUGUUGACGAUGUCACGCUGGACUACUUGACAGCGUUACAUGUGGCAGCUCACUGCGGCCACUACAGAGUCACCAAACUGCUGCUGGACAAGAGGGCCAACCCCAACGCCAGGGCGCUGAACGGCUUCACUCCGCUGCACAUAGCCUGUAAGAAGAACCGAGUGAAAGUGAUGGAGCUGCUGGUAAAAUAUGGAGCCUCUAUCCAGGCCAUUACAGAGUCUGGUUUGACUCCUAUCCACGUAGCAGCCUUCAUGGGUCACCUGAACAUCGUCCUGCUGCUGCUGCAGAACGGCGCCUCGCCUGACGUCAGCAAUAUUCGCGGUGAAACAGCGUUACACAUGGCAGCCAGGGCAGGCCAGGUGGAGGUGGUCCGAUGUCUGCUGAGGAACGGAGCGAUGGUGGACGCCAGGGCACGGGAGGACCAGACUCCCCUCCACAUUGCGUCCCGUCUGGGAAAAACCGAGAUUGUGCAGCUGCUUCUGCAGCACAUGGCCCAUCCUGAUGCUGCCACAACCAACGGCUACACCCCCCUCCACAUCUCGGCCAGGGAGGGUCAGGUGGAGACGGCCUCUGUCCUUCUCGAGGCUGGAGCUUCACACUCACUGGCCACCAAGAAAGGUUUUACUCCCCUGCAUGUGGCCUCCAAGUACGGAAGCCUAGAUGUAGCCAAACUUCUGCUGCAGCGUCAUGCUCCUGCGGAUUAUGCUGGAAAGAAUGGCCUCACCCCGCUCCAUGUCGCAGCACAUUACGAUAACCAGAAGGUGGCGCUCCUGCUUUUGGACAAAGGAGCGUCCCCCCACACCAUGGCCAAGAACGGCUACACUCCGCUCCACAUCGCGGCUAAGAAGAACCAGAUGGACAUCGCCACCGUGCUGCUGCAGUACGGAGCCGAGACCAACAUCCUGACCAAGCAGGGAGUCACCCCACUCCAUCUGGCCUCCCAGGAGGGCCACGCCGACAUGGCAGCCCUGCUUAUGAGCAAGGCAGCCCAGGUCAACAUCCAAACUAAGAGCGGCCUGACUGCCCUCCAUCUGGCAGCCCAGGAGGAUAAAGUGGCUGUUGCCGAGAUCCUAGCCAAAAACGGAGCCAACCUCGACCAGCAGACCAAAUUGGGAUACACCCCGCUAAUUGUAGCCUGUCACUAUGGUAACGCCAAGAUGGUCAACUUCCUGCUUCAGAAUGGAGCCAAUGUCAAUGCCAAGACCAAGAAUGGCUACACUCCUCUUCACCAGGCAGCGCAGCAAGGAAACACACACAUCCUCAACGUGCUGCUGCAAAGCGGUGCCAAGCCCAACGCUAUCACCGUGAAUGGUAACACUGCCCUGGGGAUCGCUCGGAGGCUGGGCUACAUCUCUGUGGUGGAUACGCUGAGGGUGGUCACUGAGGAGAUCAUAACCACCACAACGACGGUGACAGAGAAACACAAGCUAAAUGUGCCAGAGACCAUGACUGAAGUGCUGGAUGUCUCGGAUGAAGAGGCAUUGAAAGCCAUUGAUGAUGAUGAUGAUGAUGUUAUGUCAGACGACCCCAUGGAUGUGGAAGGUGAUGACACGAUGACAGGCGAUGGGGGGGAGUAUCUGAGGGCGGAGGACCUCAGGGAGCUGGGAGAUGACUCCCUGCCAGGACAGUAUCUGGAUGGAAUGAACUACCUCCGCUUCAGCCUUGAAGGGGGACGCACUGACAGUCAAAGGCAAAGUUCCGACAGGUCCUUCACCCCCACUCACCACAGCUACUACUCCCCUAAGCAUGAAGGCCUGAUGGAUGAGAUGCUCGCCAGUCAACAGCUUUCGUCACUUGCCAGAGAGAAUGAGAGGGAUUCGUAUCGUCUGAGUUGGGGCACAGAGAACCUGGACAACGUGGCGUUAUCCUCCAGCCCCAUUCACUCUGGCCAUUCCUCUCCGUGCCCUGAUCAUGGAGACCACAGCAGCUUCCUAGUCAGCUUCAUGGUGGAUGCCAGGGGCGGAGCCAUGCGUGGUUGCCGGCACAACGGCCUACGCAUCAUCAUCCCGCCCAGGAAGUGCAGCGCGCCCACACGGGUGACGUGCCGGCUGGUGAAGAGGCACCGUCUGGCCACCAUGCCCCCGAUGGUUGAGGGCGAGGGCCUGGCAAGCAGGAUCAUCGAGGUGGGGCCUUCUGGAGCCCAGUUCCUCGGUAAACUCCACCUCCCUACUGCCCCUCCACCUCUUAAUGAGGGAGAGAGUUUGGUUAGCAGAAUCCUCCAGCUCGGCCCGCCGGGAACAAAAUUCCUUGGUCCUGUGAUUGUGGAGAUCCCACACUUUGCUGCCCUGCGGGGAAAAGAGAGGGAGCUGGUGAUUCUGAGGAGUGAGGGUGGAGAGAGCUGGAAGGAGCAUCACUGUGAACACACCCAAGAAGAACUCAACCAGAUACUCAACGGCAUGGACGAGGAGCUGGACACGCCAGAGGAGCUGGAGAGGAAGCGCAUUUGCCGUAUCAUCACUAGAGAUUUCCCACAAUACUUUGCGGUGGUGUCCCGCAUCAAGCAAGACAGUAAUCUGAUUGGUCCUGAAGGAGGCAUCCUGAGCAGCACUGUUGUGCUUCAAGUACAGGCAGUUUUUCCUGAGGGGGCCCUCACCAAGAGGAUAAGGGUUGGACUGCAGGCCCAGCCAGUGAGUGUGGAUGUAGUGAGGAACAUCCUGGGGAACAAGGCCACCUUCAGCCCCAUUGUCACCCUGGAGCCCCGAAGGAGGAAGUUCCAUAAACCCAUCACCAUGACCAUCCCUGUCCCGAAGAGCAACUCAGACCUGGUCCUCAAUGGCUUUGGAGUGGACACUCCCACCCUACGACUGCUCUGUAGUAUCACCGGCGGAACGACGCCUGCUCAAUGGGAGGACAUAACAGGAACCACUCCGUUAACAUUCAUCAAUGACUGUGUCUCCUUCACUACCAAUGUGUCUGCAAGAUUCUGGCUGAUAGACUGUCGACAAGUCCAGGAAUCUGUCAAUUUCUCCACUCAGGUGUACCGCGAAAUCAUCUGUGUCCCUUACAUGGCCAAGUUUGUCAUCUUUGCCAAGACCCACGAUCCCAUUGAGGCCCGACUACGGUGCUUCUGCAUGACAGACGACAAGAUUGACAAAACCCUGGAGCAGCAGGAGAACUUCUCCGAGGUGGCCCGCAGCCGAGAUGUUGAGGUCCUGGAAGGCAAACCUAUCUAUGCAGAUUGCUUUGGAAAUCUUGUUCCACUCACCAAAAGUGGCCAGCACAAUCUCUUCAGCUUCUUUGCCUUUAAGGAGAACAGACUAGCAAUUUUCAUCAAAAUCAGAGACAACACUCAGGAGCCCUGUGGCCGUCUGUCCUUUAUGAAAGAACCCAGAAACUACAGGUCACUCACACAAAAUGCCAUAUGCAACCUCAACAUCACCCUCCCAUCAUACUAUAAGGAAUCCGAUUCAGACCAAGAGCAAGAGGAAGAGACCAGCAGAACGCCAGAGAAAUAUUGGGCAUUUGGAGAAAGAGUUAAACACUGCCAUCUACAUGAAGAGACACCGACAUCUGUCCUGAAAUCAGACCUGAUUCCAGAGCCAGACCUCCUAUCCGACGUGUCAGAGAUGAAACAAGAUUUGAUCAAAAUGACUGCCAUCUUGACUGCAGACUCCAUAGAGAAAUCCCCUUCCUUAGGAAGGUGUGGUCUAGAGAAAGGGACCGAGGAUGUGUCUGGAGAGCCAUUAGAAAUAAUGGAGAAGGACUUAGAGAAAGUCAAAGAGGACCUAGAGAAAGUCAGUGAGAUACUGAGGAGUGGCACAUUUGAGGGUGAGGCAGCAGAGGAGGCAAUAAAAGCAGCUAGAUUGGCCGAGGAGUGGGUUCUCCUCUCAGACAGUGAAAUAGAGGAGGCCAAAAAGAUGGCUGCCUUACAAACGCAAGAGCCCGUCUUACGUGAAAGUAGAGCUAACAGAGGAACCCCCAGACCUAAAGCAAUAAAGGACAGUGGUGACCUUAAGGAAUACCUCCUGGAUGCACCAGUAAGCUCCAAAAUAAAAGCUAAAAAAGAGCCAGCUGUGCAAGAAAAAUUCACUGAUGUUGUACUACGCAAAAGUGCGAAACCAACUACUCCAACCAAAGGGCAGGACAAGACAGCUGCUGGUGAUGUUAAAAAGCCAGUCAGAAGGAAGGGGAAAGACCAGGGGCGGGCAGAGGAAUCAACAGAGUCAGGUGCUCUGCUGAGUGUGCCUGCCCCAGCAUCACCUGUAUCCCCAGUGGUUGAAGAAACUCCCAUUGGGUCAAUUAAGGACAAAGUCAAAGCCUUACAACAAAAGGUAGAGGCAGAACAAAAGAGCAAAAAGGUAACUGGAAGCAAGCCUUCACAGUUGCCUGUUGUGAGCAAACCCUCUCCAAAGGCCAAAGAAAGCCCUAAAUCAAAACAGGGCCAUCCUAAAUCCCCCAAAGCUGAAUCUGAAAAACUUGAAGAGACAAUGUCAGUUAAAGAGCUGAUGCAAGCAUUCCAAACAGGGCAGGACCCUUCAAAAAGAAAGUCUGGGCUGUUCGAGCUCAAAACAUCCACUACGUCAAGAUCAGAGAAACCCACAAAUUCAGAAACCAUCCAGUCAAAAUCCAUGGCCAAAGCAUUAACCUCACGUGUCUCUCAAGAACGAGAAGUAUCUUUGGAUUCCAAACCUCACAAGAAAGAGACCACUGAGCAAGACAGAGAGAGAGAAACCAAUUCAGUUGCUGUUGCUCAGUCAGAGCUAACUGAAACUGUAGACUUUGGAAAUGGUGGCCUUGAUGAUAGCUCUGACAGCUCAAAACAUGAGGGUGUGGCAGAUUCACUAAGUGCCAGUUCUGGAGAUGGAACUGCUCAUCUGAGCUCUGAGGACAGUUACAAACACGAGGGUCUUGCCACUCCAGACAUCAGCCCAGAGAGUAUGUGUCUUUCACCAAAAACUGGACAGCAGACCUCUACAAGUUCGGCAGCAACUGCCACAACAGUCAAAAAAGAAAGUAAAGAUACAAAGUCUGGAGACUCUGAUGUAGGGACCACUGGUGACCAACUGUCUACAGAUUUGACUCUUCCUGUUUCUUCCAACGAGGCUGCAGAUGAUCACUCUACAAGUGAGUCCAUGUCUGUUAGGAGGAGCGAGUCUAAGCCAACUAAACCUCAAAAGCUUACAAAGAGAAUUUCAGAGACUAUAGAAACUUUUCUUAGUGAUGAUGAGAGCCCUGAUCGUCAGCUAGCAUUGUCUUUAGUUGGUUCUCCAGCCUCUAGAUCCUCUCCUCAGCAUCAUGAAAACUUAGAGCUGCCUUUAAAACAAGACUCCGAUGCUCUCAGUCCAUUAGCUGAUGACUCCUUGACAAUAAGCCAGAGAGACUCUCUAGACGGUAGUCCUCUCAUGGAAGAAAACUCCUCUCAUAAGUCCCCAGAUUCCAUUGAACCUAGCCCAACCAAGGAAUUACCCCCUCAUGACUCCUUAGAGAGUAGCCCUGUAGAGGAAAAAAGACACCUAUGCUUCCCAUCAACUCUAUGUCCACCUAGUAAAUCAUCUAGCCAUCCAGAGCCCUCCAAAGCUACAGAAUUCCCCCACGAUGCGUUGCGUGGUAGGCUGCUUCGAGACCAUGAGGCUAGUGCUGAUGAUGACAGUUGUGAGCAGACAUCUCAGAUGACAAGUUCGGGUAAGAGUCCCCUCUCCCCUGAUACUCCUAGUUCUGAAGAGGUAAGUUAUGAGGUAAACCCCAAACCCCCUGAUCAUACAUUCCUCUCUGUUCCUUCCAAACCGGCUGUCAUCCCUGAAGACCCAGAAGAAGAGGAUAAAUCAGACAGCAAUGAAACUAACAGAAAAAUCACUCCAGAGGAGGAGAUGUUUAAGAUGGCAGCCAAAAUAAAAACAUUUGAUGAGAUGGAACAAGAUGAGAGGAGCAAAAAGAACUCGAGAAAAGAUUUGUUUCCCUCAGCAGGUGCCAAAAUAGGUGAUGACAGCUAUGAAACAAUAGAGCCCACAAGUGAGAAGCUUGCGCAGAGUGAAUGUGGGCUCGAUAGACCCGCUGAAGAUUCAAACUUAGCUCUAUUUGUUGAUCCCUAUAAUAAAGUACAACCUCCCUCUCCUUUUUCAGCAGGUUUGCUUGACGGAUCACACAGCAAUGAGGUCAAGAACACAACAAGAACACCAGCUACUGUCACUUCAGAGGGACCUCACUCUGUCUCAGACCAACAUCAUUCAAAAUCCAAACUGCAAACUGCAGAGGAACCAAUAGCCCUGCCAUCUGUUAAGGCUGAUGAAGACAGUACUGCCAAAAAAACUGCUAUAACAUCAAAUGCUGAAAACAGGACCGAUGAGCAAAAGGAAGAGAGCUUAAGGAAGUCAAGAGACAGCAAUGGAGAUUAUAAGGAGUGUCCAGAGUCAGGUGUUAGCAGGCUACAGACUGGUACAGUAAAACAAGGUGACAAUGUAACAGAUGAAGUUAAAGGAGAUCAACAGGAGCAUACAGAGGCUGAACUUGUACCUGUUGCCACAGGUCAAACAAAGGGAAUUUUAAAACCAGAGGUCUGUGUAUAUGAUGACACAGAAGAGGAUGAUGAGGCUUUGGAACCUCCUAGAACUGAGUCAAAAGGUGUCACUGCAAGGGUAGACACUGACUCAUGGUCUGCCAUGCGGGAGGAUGAUGCUGCUUUUGCAGCUCGUGUAAAAGAGGAGGAACAGAAAAUACUCAAUCUGGUGGUGGACCGUCAGUCUCUGCAAGCAACUCCAGACACAACACCUGGUAGAACACCAACAGAAGAGAGCACUCCUACCAGUGAGCCCAACCCUUUUCUAUUCCAAGAAGGGAAACUCUUUGAGAUGACCCGAAGUGGUGCUAUUGACAUGACUAAGAGGAGCUAUGAGGAAGAGGGGGGUGGUUUUGCCUUUUUCCAGAUAGGUGAACAGCCUUUAGAUGAGCCUCUUUUAGAAGAGGCCAGGCAAGAUGGUAGAAGAUCAGCAGCAGAACCUGAAGUUGGCCUCAAUCUAACACUAGAGGUUAAGACUGAGGAGACUGAGGAUACUGAGAAAUCAAAAGAAGCAAGUGAUUCUCAGCUUCAGUCCCCACCUGAGGGUGAUCAGUCAGCCUCCAAAGCUGAUGCUUCCAAAUCUAAAAUCCCUAAAAUGGGCAUUUCCGCUUCAGCCAAAUCUACAAAGAAAGAUCAGACAUCCCCUGAAGGUCUAGAGAAUAAAACAGACAAAAAUGAGAAUGAAGGAUCCUUAGAUUUAGACAAAAAAUCCUCUGACCAAAUGAUAACAACUGUACAAACAGCAGAAACUACAGUCACUAGAUCAGUUUACUCUGAGCAGGGCCAAGAGUCCUCUGAUUCAUCUCCAGAAGAACCACAGUCAGUGAUAGAAGUGCCCAAAUCAACAGGCAAGUCCAAACAAAGUGCUUCCAGUAGUGUGAAAAAGACUCCAGUCAAAACACAAGCUAAGUCUGCUCCACAAGGUCAGGGUAAAUCCACAAUUUCCUCUCCGUCUCAUGCAACUUCCUCCUCCUCAACCACUCUUAAAAAAGAGGCCUCCUUCAUUUCUGAAUCUAAAUCUAGAAUUCCCAUAAAGGCUAGGCCUGAUUCUACUGUCAAACGUACGGAAUCUACCCAAGACAAAAAACUUAAGGUCCCUGUAAAAAAGGAUUCAAGGAGAAAAUCUGAGACAGAUGCAGGUCCCUCUGUGGAAAGCAAAACCAAGACACCAUCUUCCAAAGCCAAGAGCUUCUGUGAGGGGGAGUCUACCAGGCCACCUGCUAAAAAAGAGCAAGGUCGCCGAUUGAGUGCUGAGUCAGCAAAAUCUAAAGGCUUCCAGUCAAGAUUACCAGUCCGAGGCAAAAGUGGUCAGUCAUCUAAUUCAUUGACACCCACUAAAGAGAAAAGUGAGCCACACAAACAGUCCAUUGAGUUCUUUGAAGAGAUAAGCGAUGAAGCAGCAAAACUUGUGGCAAGGUUGGCACAGGCAGAGACAGAGAAAGAACAAGAGGCUGCCGCCGCCAACUCGGAUGAUGAGAGCAGUCUCAUUGAUCCAUCAAUCAUAGAAAGAGAAACUGAGAUGCAGUUCCCACCCUCAGGAGAUGUCUUUCCCAUUAGACCGCUAUGGGACGACCCUGUUGAGACACAGAUGCAGCGAAUCCCAGAUGAUAAAGUCCAAAGUCAAGUAGAUCCACAGGAUGAAGCAGAGAGAAAAGAGCAACGGUUGGCCAUUAUAGCCGACCACCUUGGCUUCAGCUGGACAGAGUUGGCCCGAGAACUGGACUUCAGUGAGGAGAGGAUCAACCGGAUAAGGAUUGAAAACCCCAACUCACUGCAAGACCAAAGCCAUGCCCUUUUAAAACUCUGGGAAGAGAGGGAGGGAAAGCAUUCCUCAGAAACAACACUGAUCAAAAGACUGACUAAGAUCAACCGAAUGGACAUUGUUCACAUCAUUGAAACCAAGAUAUUCAAGUCUACUCAGGAGGACACAUCAUCGCAUACCUAUGCAGAAAUAGAGCAGACCAUAGCACUGGAUCAUAGUGAAGGUUUCUCUGCCCUUCAUGAAGACAUUGACAGCCCCAGUCCAGUCAGGCGUACAGAGGCCGCACGUAGGAGUCCAGGCUCGGGACAAGAGGUACCCAUGGUGUCAGCAGAGGACCUGUCCUCCAGUUUGUCAUCACUUCACGAGACAAUGGGACGGCCAGAGACAGAUUCCACAGCAAUAGGCCUUCUUAGAAAUGUCCAGAAAGAGAAACUACAAAAAGAGAUGGAGACAACAUACUCAUCACAAAGAGUAUAUGAGGAACUGACAGACACUGUACGCACAGGCAGUUUUAAACAAGAGAUAGCGGAGGAGCUAGGGGUGCUGUCUUCUGAUAGCUCAGAGGAGGAGGUGCUGACCACCAGGGUGGUCCGACGCAGAGUUAUCAUUCAGGCAGAUGACCUACCAGAUAUCCCACCACAGACUGUCACAGAAGAGAAGUACACAGACGAGCAUGGCAACAUGGUAGUUAAGAAGAUCACACGGAAGGUGAUUCGUAAAUACGUGUCAGCGGAUGGCAUGGAGACACAGGAAGUGACCAUCGAGGGCUCUCACCAGGAGACCGUGCAGAUCGAGGAGGGGGACUCUGUCUCCAGAGUGGUGAAGAGAACGGUGCUGCACAGUGAGGGAGACCAAAGAGAGUUGAGCUUCUCGGAGCCGCGGGCCAUGGGCACCGCCGCAGCGUCAGCGUUUGAGGUGGAGCCGGUGCAAGGUCGAAAGGUCAGCAAGGUUGUCAAGACGACGGUGGUGAGAGGCGAGAGGAUGGAGAAGCAGACGGGGGAGCCCUCACUGGCUGCAGAUCUCCCCUCAGCCAGACAGGACUUUGAGAAGGCAUUGAGUUAUGCUGGAGGCUUUGGGAAAGGGCUCCUGCCUCAUGUAGUAGAGAAAGAGAUUGUGCAGGACGACGGUUCUGUGAUUAAAAGAAGCCAGAUGCGUGAGUCGCGAACCCAGAAGAGGACUGUGGUGAGGGACGGCGAGGGGAAGCACGUGCACCUGGAGCGCGUGGACUCGCAGGCCGACGCCCUGCGGCCCGACGCCCUGCAGCAGCAUCUGCACCGACUGCUCCAACGCUACUGCGAGGACGACCAGGAGGACCAGGAGAGCUUUGACUGAGCGUACAUCUUCCACUGGAGCCUUUGGCGACGAACGCUUCCUCAGAUCAACAUGUUCCAGACCCCCCCUUCUUGUUGUCCUCGCCGAUCACCUUUUUUUUAUUGAAUAAUGGAACAGUAUUUUGUGCUUUAACACUCUUCCUUCCUUCCCAUUUUGUGUCAUUUGCUCUUUUUGUGACCAAAGAUUGCAACCUUUUUUUUUGCUUUUAGUUUUUACCCUCUGGCUGCUGUGGUGUGAUUACGAUACGACGCGCCGACGGUGGAUCCUAGUCAAAGAGGGCAUCUUGGACGUUUUCGCCUCACGCACGGGCCUCUUCUCGAAGAACUCUUGUAAACAUUUGUACAUAGAGGUAAUGAAAAAUCCGCUUGGACUAGAGAAAAAAACAAAAAUCCCAAAAAAAUUCAAAGCAUUUAAUACAUUAGCCCACCUAAACGUGCUGUCCAUGCACUGAUUCAGCUGGAGAAUGGCCACCGUACAGAUGAGAUUAAUGUUACGUAGAGAAUACGUUGGGAGGGUUGUGUGUGUAUCACCACGGACUCUUUAUACAGCCAAACGUCACCCUGCUGAUCUGUUUACAAAGGCUGUGUGAUCACACCUUUUUUCUCCCCAUCAUGCAUCUGACCUUUUUGUGUGCGUCCGUCUUAUUAAUGUGUUUUGUGCAUUCACAUUGUAUCUGUCACAGAGCUGCCACUUGUGUGUGUGUGUGUGUGUGUGUGUGUAUAUACCGUGUGUCUACUGAGAAAGGAAGUAGUGAUGAGGAAUGUUUUGCUGCAGAUGGAGCACUGACCCCCCCGUCCUCCCGUAGCUCCUGUCGUCUGUGUUUCAGCCUCCACCUUCACACGCUGCUUCCAACGCUGCAGCCGGGCUCUUUUAACGUCCUCCAUCGAGGCUUUUAAAGGAUAAGGCUGGCUACAUUUUUCCCUUUUGUCAACAAAUCUCAAGUGCAGAGCCACCAACAAUGAAUUGACCUACUACCAUAGUGUGUAUCAAUGCCUGAUAGGUCUUAUUUCUCUGUGCCAUAGAGCCCAUUGUUGUUCAAACACCAGACUAUCCUCAGCCAGAAAACUAUUAUUAACUAUUAUCUAUUAACUACUAUAUUCACAUUUGUUGUUAUGGAAGUAAGGUGACAGUGAGUAUCAGAGUGCCAAAUUCUGUGCAAGGAGGCAGGUUGGAGUGGGGAGCACAUGCAAGCCGUAUAUUGAUGUAGCCUAGGCUAUAUGGAGACAGUGACAGCUAGAGAAAGGACUACAGUACAGGAGUUAGUUACACAUCACCAUUAUAUUGUUUAGAUACAACGUUUAAAACGGAUUUUAAAGUCUUGUAAUCUGUUCAAAGCGCGUUAUCGGCACAGAAAUAUGCUCACGUGAAACUUUCAAAAAGUUUUGUGGGAGCACAUGAAACUAAACUUUUUUUUUGUGCUCAUGUCCCCUUAAGGGCUCCGUACGUAGUUGUGUCCUCACUAGUCUUGCAUUGCCAAUGGAGGAAUGUCCGGCUAGUCCACACAGCAUUCUGGGAUGGGAGGAAAACGUGCUCUGGUUUAUUGGCAUUUUUUCAAACCAAUCACAAUCGUCUU
Molecule: messenger RNA, 12557 nt
Organism: Perca fluviatilis (European perch)
Lineage: Eukaryota; Metazoa; Chordata; Actinopteri; Perciformes; Percidae
Gene: ank2b
Product: ankyrin 2b, neuronal
Exons: 54
Coding region: 275-10984 (3569 amino acids)
Biological process (GO): regulation of cardiac muscle contraction; signal transduction; protein localization to T-tubule
Cellular component (GO): T-tubule
Molecular function (GO): protein binding
Source: RefSeq, a predicted model, not a curated record